AUCUAAGUAAAAUAAUGAAGCAAAUAAACAAAAUGAUUUCUUUCACUCCUUAAAUACUUCACCUAUAAUAUGAACUUCUCAAUUCACAAAUAUUUCCUAUUCAACCCAUUUUCUCUCCUCCUACACAAACUCACACUUCUUAUAACACCAUGUCUCCUCCGCCCGUCGCCGCCGCCGCCGCCGCCUCCGCCGUCUCUACCACAAGCAAUGUAGAUACACAAACUAAAACUUCUUCUCCAUUCUCUCUCCUCCCGGCGGACAUCAUCCGAUCCCACAUACUCCCUAGCUUAGACGGGUGUACCUUAGCCGCGGUAGGAUGCGCUACACCGGAACUCCGCUCUCUUUCCUCCGAUGAAGAACUUUGGUCCCACAUUUGUCAUUCCACGUGGCCGUCUACUACUACUCCACGUCUACGCCACCUCAUCUCCUCGUUUCCAGGUGGCGGUUCUAGAAGCUUCUUCUCCCUCUCAUUCCCGCUUUUUCCCUCCACUCUCUCUCCUAAUCCUCACCCUUCAUUAUCAUCUUCUUCACUACCUGAGCAGUUAAUCUCAGCCGUUGAUGUUUUUUACCGUGGAAAUUGCAUUCUUUCUAAGGUUCAAGAGACGGAAACCGUGACCGGGUGGUUCCGGUGCUCGCCCUUAAGAGUUGACCUGGUGGGACCUAAGGAGUCUGUUCCUACACCUAUAAGAAGGCCAAGUCAUGAUGACACGUGUCGAGAUCUUUAUGCUGACCUGGAGCUGAGUUGGAUUGUGGUGGACCCCACAACGAGAAGGGCGGUUAAUUUGUCAAGCUUACGCCCCGUGUCGGUGGAGCGGCACUGGCUGAGCGGGGAGGUGCACGUGAGGUACGCCACCGUGGUAGGAGGUCAAGUGAUGUGUAGUGUGGAGGUCACGUGCGUGGGAGGAGGUCCUGGUGGCCUCGUGUUACACGUGACCGAGGCUUGUCUAAAAAUGGAAGGGAUCGAUGGGGCCCAUUUGAAUGGGAAGGAUAGUUUGGUAAUUUUGCAAAGAGUGUUGGAGGGUAAAAGGGGGAAUUUGUAUGGUAAAGGAGGUAUAAAGGGAAGAGUAGAAGAAGGUAGGAAGAGAUACUUGGCGUUUUUGGAAAGAAAGAAAGAGAGAAGAGAGAACAUGAUAAAAAGAGAAGGCAGAUUAGAUAGCAUGUGUGUAGGAAUUAGUGUGUGCUUAUUUGUUAGUUUUCUCUACAUGGUUUGUUUCUCUUCAAGAUAAUCAAUCUCGGCCUCGAUCAAACUAGCUCUUUAAAAACAGAUUUUAGGUGCAUUCUGUUUACUUCACUUUUCUCACUUAGCUGUAGUUUCUAUGUUAGCUACAAUGCAAAAAAGUCCAUAUUGCUAAUUUGUUUUGUUUUCAUACAUGUUUUGUCACCCUUUUAUUUAAGGUCUAUUUUGAGACCUUGGGUGGUUGUAUAAGGACAUUGAUAAAAAUGAGAAUAUACAUACAAAUGAAAAAAAUGAACUACUUAAUGACGUUUUAGCAAAAUAAUUGAGGA
This is a messenger RNA of Chenopodium quinoa (quinoa), 1506 nucleotides long. RefSeq names its product probable F-box protein At2g36090. The transcript has a single exon. The record is from RefSeq and is a predicted model, not a curated record. Lineage: Eukaryota; Viridiplantae; Streptophyta; Magnoliopsida; Caryophyllales; Amaranthaceae. The coding region runs from base 150 to 1226 and encodes 358 amino acids. Gene Ontology annotation, molecular function: protein binding.